UGCGCUGAUUGACACGCGUGGAGGCGCGGACGAAGAACCAAAACACAGGAAAUGUGUGUGUGCUAAACAAUGUACGAGCGAAAUGAACACAUAUUCGAGAUGAUAGACAUGAGUGAUGUGUAAGUGUGUGUUUGUGUGAGAUGAGCAGCUGUAGGAGGUCCGGGACAGAGUCCGGGAGAGAAUUAAAGCGGUUCUGCACACGAGACGAACCGCAGAUGUCUGCGCGUGACUGCAGUCAGCCUCCAGAGGGCAGCAGCGUUCAAGUGUCUGUGAUCAUGCCGGUGUAUAACGCCUCCGACUGGCUGGACGAGUGUCUCCAGUCGAUUCUCCAGCAGGAUUUUCAGGGCCGUAUGGAGCUGUCUGUGUAUGAUGACGGCAGUACGGAUAACUCCAGAGAGAUUAUUGAAAUCUGGAGAGAGAGGUUGGAGGAGAGAGGCGUUUCCUUGGUGAUUUCAGGCCAUAACUCCAUCAGUCCAAAAGGAGUUGGAUUUGCUAAAAACCAGGCAGUGUGUCAGAGCUCCGGACGAUUCCUCUGUUUUCAGGAUGCGGAUGAUGUCAUGAGACCUGAGAGGGUGAGACUACAACAUGAAGCUGCUUUGUUAAACCCAACAGCUAUUGUUGGAUGUAAAGUUUGUCGAGUUCCUGAAGGCUCCACAGAAAGAUACACCAGGUGGAUCAACAGUCUGACACCAGAUCAGCUCAUCACACAGGUCUACACCUCUCACGGGCCGACGGUCGUCAUGCCAACCUGGUUCUGCUCACGCGAUUGGUUCAAGAAAGUUGGCCCGUUUAAUGAAGGAGGAAAGGGCGUUCCGGAAGAUCUGCUGUUCUUCUACGAGAGUCUGCGUCAUGGUGGUGGCGUGGUCAGAGUAGAUGAGUGUUUAUUGGUGUAUCGAUAUCAUGAACAAGCGGCAACACAUUCUGUUCUGGAGGAAACGAUCUGGAGACUCCGCGUGGACUUCCUGCAGGAGCGAGUGCUCAGCCAAUGGGAAUCAUUCACCAUAUGGAACGCUGGGAAGCAGGGACGAAAGCUCUUCCGCAGUUUGAAACCGGCAAAUCAGAAGAAGGUUAAGGCGUUCUGUGACAUCGACGAAAACAAAAUCCAGAAGGGCUUUUACACGUAUGAGGAGUCAAAGGAACGACCUAAACCCAAGAUUCCCGUGCUUCACUUCACAAAAGCAUCUCCUCCGUUUAUAGUGUGUGUGAAACUGGACAUGACUGAUGGAGCGAUGGAGGAGAACCUGCGCUCGCUGCAGCUAACAGAGGGAAAUCAUUAUUACCAUUUCAACUGAAUGUGAUACACAAGCGUGCGUGUGUGCGAGAGAGCGCUGGGAAUCUUUUCGUGCUUCACUUCUCAGAAUAGCAGCCUUGAGAAACCUCUCACAUCACUAUUAGCACCUAGUCUUCAACCCACACACACAGACGUUUGUUUGCAUUCCUGAUGGCCCGUGUGUCGCCCUCUUUUCGGGGUGACCCGUAUCACAGACCUAGAAACGUUUCCCGCGGGCAUGCUCGGCUUUUAUCAGGUUUUAAUGUGCGUUUAAAUUAAAGGAACAGUUUACCCGAAAAUGAAAAUUCAUGUCAUUUUAAACCUGCAUACACAGAAGGAGAUAUUGUGAAGAAUGGCGGUAACCAAACAACCCCUUUGACUAACAUUGUAUGAAAAACCCCUGAGAAGUUCCUCAAAACGUUUUCUUUUGUUUUCACAGAAGAUAUACAGUGAUAUUUUUUUGUGGCAGAUAGAUGAUAACAUGUUUAUUUUUGUCUGAACUGUACCUUUAAGAAAGCAGUUGUAAGUCAGAAGUAGUGUGACUGAAUCACUAAUGAAAGUCAUUUAAAGAAACAAGCAACUUUUUAAAGGAAUUGCUGUAUUGUUUAACAUUAUUAUUGUUUUCUUUUAGAUACUAGUCAUGUAUUAUAGAGACAUUAGUUGUGCGUGUGUAACUAAUGUCAGGUUUAGGUCACGGCAUGCUCUGAUUGGUCAGGAUACUUUUAUCUCUUUUCUUCUCGAUUGUGUGUUUGAGAGAGAGAGAUUGGAAUGUGUGUGUUCCAUUAAAACAUUAUCUGAGGUCAGCGGGCACGUGUGUGUGUGUGUGCGCGCACGCUCAUUCUGUCAUCAGUCUUGACAUGUUCCAGGUGACGAAGCGUGCUGUAGGUGUGUGUGUGUGUUUGUGAAGGGUCAGGUCAGAUGUCAUGACCUAUAAAUAUUUAGGAUGGUGUAGAGAUGGAGGCAGGAGUCAUUGCACCAUUUUAAAGAAACAUGUCUGUGUAGAGAUCACAGAAAUGUCCUGACGCACAUCACACCUCUUAUAUUCUCUUAUAGUGUUACACUUGCAUUACAAAUAUACCACAUUACACAAAUAUUGCCUUACAGCUAUUUUAGUUUUGGUAUAUUAUAAUUGACAUUUUUUAUUCAGCUUGAAAGUUUUAGUUGUAAUAUCUUGUUUGAUGUGUCUUGUAUUGUGUAAGGGCUAGCAUCUGAAAAGUUGUAUAGUGUGUACACAUCAACUGUAUAUUUAAAGUGUAUGUAUUUUUUGUGGCACACAAAAUCUUUUGUUAAGUUAAUGGUGU
Messenger RNA from Triplophysa dalaica, 2571 nucleotides. It is a transcript of the gene b3gntl1, whose product is annotated as UDP-GlcNAc:betaGal beta-1,3-N-acetylglucosaminyltransferase-like 1. Lineage: Eukaryota; Metazoa; Chordata; Actinopteri; Cypriniformes; Nemacheilidae. The transcript is spliced from 12 exons. The record is from RefSeq and is a predicted model, not a curated record. Bases 141 to 1292 code for a protein of 383 amino acids.